Aspergillus alliaceus is the source of this 4640-nucleotide messenger RNA. RefSeq names its product sphingolipid transporter NCR1 (gene ncr1). The transcript is spliced from 3 exons. Gene Ontology annotation, molecular function: lipid carrier activity. The coding region runs from base 487 to 4299 and encodes 1270 amino acids. Gene Ontology annotation, cellular component: membrane. The record is from RefSeq and is a predicted model, not a curated record. NCBI's taxonomy places the organism in Eukaryota, Fungi, Ascomycota, Eurotiomycetes, Eurotiales, Aspergillaceae.
GCCUGACGUUAGUGUCCGGAAGGGUCGGGUCCUGAGGCAUAAGUUGAAUCAACGUUUCGUUCCUCCGCUUACGUAGUUUCUCUCCGCUUUCCUCUUCCAUCCGAUCAUCCAACUCAACUCCAACUCAAUUCAAUUUAAUUCAGCUCAACCAUCCUCCUUCCACCUUACUGACCAUUGCUUUGCAUGGUUGGUUGCAUGAGCUGGGUUCAUCCAGUCACUCAUGUAUAACUAAUUCUGCUCGACCUAGUUCCUUUCCAACUUUCCCGGAAAUCUACGAUUCCCAGCGGACAUCCAGUGACAUCACAUCACGCGUUCUCGCUUCGCAGCACCCCUGCCGUACGUGGCAACCCUCAUCGCUUUCAAGCUUAUACCCCGACCGGAACUCUAGGAUUUUCUACCUCGUCAAUUACUUGCCUUGUAUGAUUCCGAGCAACCCUCAAUCAGACACUUCCCAUCCACCUCGACUUGCCGAUCCUGUCUCCAACCAUGCGGGGGCUCCGCUUAAUCCCCGUCUUCGCUAGCCUUGGCUCUUUCCUCGUACCACAGUCGUUAGCUCAGGCUGAGACUACAGUUCAUGAGAAGGGGCGUUGUGCUAUUCGGGGCCACUGUGGGAAGAAGUCAAUCUUUGGUGGAGACCUACCCUGCCCGGAUAACGGUGUCGCAGAGGAACCGGAAACAGCGGUGAGGAAGAAGCUCGUGGACUUAUGUGGUAGCAAGUGGGAAGAAGGUCCGGUGUGCUGUAAAGAUGAACAGAUCGAUGCGCUCUCUAGAAAUCUAAAGCUUGCCGAGGGUAUCAUCGCGUCUUGCCCUGCGUGUAAAGAGAACUUCUUUAAUAUCUUCUGUACUUUUACCUGUUCUCCUGACCAAUCUCUCUUCAUCAAUGUCACGCAGGUCGAAGCCAGCAGCUCUGGAAAGUCCCUGGUGACCGAACUAGACAACAUCUGGUCGGAGGAGUAUCAAAGUGGCUUUUACGACAGCUGCAAGAAUGUGAAGAAUGGAGCAUCAGGCGGCAAAGCCAUGGACUUUAUCGGCGGCGGUGCGAAGGAUUACCCGCAGUUUUUGAAGUUUCUGGGAGACAAGAAGCUUCUGGGUAGCCCCUUUCAGAUUAACUUCAAAACCGAGCCUGCUGGUCCGGACCCGCGGGGCAUGCAGCCUCUGCCCAUCAGACCCAAGGCAUGCAACGAUUCGGACGAAGUCUUCCGUUGCUCCUGUGUGGACUGCCCGGAUGUAUGCCCACAAUUGCCUGCCGUGGAAACGGACAAGCAAUGCCAUGUGGGCCUUCUGCCUUGUCUGUCGUUCGCCGUCAUCAUUAUUUACUCCGUGUUUCUGCUGUUCAUUGUGGCCCUUUCUAGCUACUUCACGUAUAAAGAACGUCGCCACCGGAAACCGGAACGAGUCCGACUUCUGCAGGACCCGACCCCGAGCGACGAUGAAGACGAAGGGGAUAUUGUUCGUGCUGGGGGCUAUCUGGAGCAACCCAAUGGUAUAUAUAAACUGAACUCAGCGCUGGACCGUAUAUUUAAUCGGAUUGGGGGCGCAUGCGCUCGGUUCCCCGCCAUCACCAUCGUGUCGAGUAUCCUAGUAGUGGGGCUGUUGAGUCUGGGUUGGCUGAGGUUCGCUGUGGAGACCGACCCGGUGCGAUUGUGGGUGAGCCCUACCUCGGCAGCCUUCCAGGAGAAGCAAUACUUCGACGCCAACUUUGGCCCUUUUUACCGGGCGGAACAGGCUUUCCUUGUCAAUGACAAUGGCCCGGUGCUUACCUACGAUACCUUGAGUUGGUGGUUUGAUGUUGAGUCCCGAGUCCGCCGGAUGAUAUCGCUAGAUCGUGGGCUGAUUCUGGACGACAUUUGCUUCAAACCCACGGGUGACGCCUGUGUGGUGGAGUCUGUAACUGGUUACUUUGGUGGUUCCAUAUACAACCUUGACCCGGACACCUGGGAAGAACGUCUGAGACAUUGUACCGAAUCCCCAGGUGAUGUGAGCUGUCUUCCUGAGUUCGGGCAACCCCUGAAGCCGGAAAUGAUUCUGGGCGGGUACGAAGAUUCGGGGGAUGUGUUUGACGCUCAAGCGCUGAUCGCUACAUGGGUGGUCAACAACUACGCCCAAGGGACUGAAGGUGAAGCCAACGCGAUAGACUGGGAAGGCAGCUUCAAACGCAUUCUAGAGGUUGUACAAGAGGAGGCUAAGGAACGUGGUUUGCGUGUGUCCUUCAACGCCGAAAUCAGCGUUGAGCAAGAAUUGAAUAAAUCCAGUAACACAGACGCCAAGAUCGUUGUCAUCAGCUACAUUAUCAUGUUCAUUUACGCAUCUCUAGCUCUGGGCUCGGUCACUGUGACGUGGAAAUCAUUGCUUACGAAUCCUGCGAACGCCCUCGUUCAAUCGAAGUUCACUCUGGGCAUUGUGGGAAUCGCCAUCGUCUUGAUGUCGGUUUCCGCUUCUGUGGGGUUAUUCUCUGCGACAGGUGUUAAGGCGACCUUAAUCAUCGCGGAGGUCAUCCCUUUCCUUGUUCUCGCUGUCGGCGUGGACAACAUCUUUUUGAUUGUUCAUGAAUUCGAACGGAUCAACGUCAGCCACCCGGACGAAGAGAUCGAUGAGCGAAUUGCUCGGGCUGCGGGCCGAAUUGGCCCUAGUAUUUUCUUGUCUUCCCUUACAGAAACGGUUGCAUUCGCGCUGGGUGCUUUCGUUGGAAUGCCUGCCGUUAAGAAUUUCGCCGUCUACGCCGCAGGGGCUGUCUUCAUCAAUGCCGUUUUGCAAAUUACCAUGUUCAUAUCCGUGCUUGCGCUGAAUCAGAGACGUGUGGAAAGCCUUCGGGCGGAUUGCUUCCCUUGCAUCACGGUUCGUAAAGCGCACUCUGGGAUGGCUGAAGAUCAGGUAUUUGACGAUCAAGAUGGGGAGAGCUUUCUGCAAAAGAUUAUUCGCAAAGUAUACGCAAGCUUCCUUCUCACACGCAAGGUCAAGGUUGUUGUUAUAAUUGUGUUCCUUGGCAUUUUCACCGCUGGUUUGGCGCUCAUUCCCGAGGUGUCCCUUGGCUUGGACCAGCGUAUCGCGCUGCCCAGUGACUCUUACUUGAUCCAAUAUUUCGAUGAUUUGAACGCGUAUUUUGCAAGCGGGCCUCCAGUAUAUUUCGUGACCCGCAACGUGAACGUGACUGCGCGUAGCCAUCAGCAACAGCUCUGUGGGCGGUUUACGACUUGUGAAGAGUUCUCGCUGCCGUUCGUCUUAGAACAGGAGUCUAAACGACCCGAGGUCUCUUAUAUAGCCGGUUCUACUGCGAGUUGGAUUGAUGACUUCUUCUACUGGCUCAAUCCCCAGCAGGAUUGCUGCAAGGAGAAUGGCCAGCUUUGCUUUGAAAACAGAAACCCACCGUGGAAUAUUUCCCUCUAUGGCAUGCCGGAAGGCGAUGAAUUCAUUCGCUACGCUGAGAAAUGGAUCCAAGCCCCCACAGACGCAUCUUGUCCACUUGGGGGUAAGGCCCCGUAUAGCCAUGCUCUUGUCAUCGACUCGAAGCGAAUCAUGACCAACGCCAGCCAUUUUAGAACGACACAUACUCCUCUCCGGACACAGGAUGACUUCAUCAACUCAUACAAAGCGGCUCGUCGCAUUGCACGGGGUAUCUCCGAAGAGCAUGGCAUCGAUGUGUUCCCCUACUCGAAGACGUACAUUUUCUUUGAUCAGUACAUCUCCAUCGUUCAGCUCACUGGUAUCCUCCUCGGAUCUGCGGUUGGCAUCAUCUUCCUCCUGACCUCCACCAUCCUAGGCUCCGUUGCCACAGGGGCCGUGGUGACUGCUACAGUUGUGAUGACUGUGGUGGAUAUUAUCGGAUCGAUGGCCAUCUCCGGGGUGUCCCUGAAUGCCGUGUCCCUGGUGAACUUGAUCAUUUGUGUUGGCAUCGGGGUGGAGUUCUGCGCCCAUAUCGCCCGCGCGUUCAUGUUCCCCUCCCGGGUUAUCUUGGACAGGGUGCCCACCAAGUUCCGGGGCAAAGAUGCGCGGGCUUGGACCGCGUUGGUCAAUGUCGGCGGCAGUGUUUUCAGCGGCAUCACAGUGACGAAAUUACUCGGGGUCUGUGUCUUAGCCUUUACCCGGAGCAAGAUUUUCGAGAUUUACUAUUUCCGCGUCUGGUUGGCGCUGAUUCUGUUCGCGGCGACCCAUGCGCUCAUUUUCUUACCGGUUGCUCUUAGUUAUUUUGGCGGUGAAGGAUAUGCCGAUCCUGGAUCGGAUGGAGGACUCGAAGAGAACCUUGCCUCCCGUGGCUACCGAUCUUUGCUGGUUGACGAAGAUUACGACUCGGAUGGUUAUUAGAGAUGCAGUGCAUACGAUACUCUGAUACACUGAUUGCUUGAUGACUUUACGGAAUGCGAGUCCAGGAGUACCGUUCAGUUCUACCAUUAUUGCUCGCGCUUAACUGUGACAGGGAGAGAUGGAGUUAUUGGGAUGGGAAUGGUGUUGGGAAUUGGAUAGUUCAGUUAUCUUGUCAUUCUUUGGGCUCUUUGCGGAUAGCGAGACUUUAUUCGAUGCCACUCUGAUCGAAGUACACGGUUAUGCAUAGAGAUCAUAAUAUAUAUUGAAGUCUUGUUAUUUAUUCUAUUGAUGUUCCUGUUUUUGAUUUUGCUGAGUUGGGUAGCGACACGUGAGUCCACGCA